Diceros bicornis minor is the source of this 5724-nucleotide messenger RNA. It is a transcript of the gene RASSF8, whose product is annotated as Ras association domain family member 8. Gene Ontology annotation, biological process: signal transduction. The record is from RefSeq and is a predicted model, not a curated record. Lineage: Eukaryota; Metazoa; Chordata; Mammalia; Perissodactyla; Rhinocerotidae. The transcript is spliced from 5 exons. Bases 476 to 1735 code for a protein of 419 amino acids.
AAACCAAAGGAAGCCUUCCAGCAACAUCUACAGAAACCAGAGAAUUCUCCGGGCUUUGUGUCCAGGAGAAUAUUGUCAUGUGGUCCUGUGCCUGUCCCCUCAGAGGGAGCCCUAGGAUAAAGGUGUAACAGAGUGUCUUGGACCAUCUUGAUCACACUGUUUGAGUUGACAGAUUCUCAUAUGAAGAAGAUUUAGGACCAAAUUUGUGGAGAUGGUGCAAAUGUGAUUGUGUACAAAAUGAGUAGUCAGCUGAAGGAGUGAUGGAGAGAGAUGGACACAGACGGCUCUGAGGAGCUUCCAUCAAGAGGAGGUGUCCAGAGGGGCAGGCUGCAGACACACUUUGAAGAAAGGAUGGAGGUGGUUAAAGAUAUGCUGACUACACAGACUCUGCCUUCUCCAUGUUUCCGUAGCCAGAGACAUGACCUGACACCUUGAUGACCAGUCUCAGGGCCCUUGGGUGACUGGCUGGUGCACCAUGGAACUUAAAGUAUGGGUGGAUGGAGUUCAGAGGAUUGUGUGUGGGGUCACCGAAGUCACAACUUGCCAGGAGGUUGUAAUAGCCUUAGCUCAAGCGAUAGGUCGAACUGGAAGGUACACUCUUAUAGAAAAAUGGAGAGAUACUGAAAGACACUUAGCGCCUCAUGAAAAUCCUAUCAUAUCCUUAAACAAAUGGGGGCAGUAUGCUAGUGAUGUACAGCUGAUUCUACGUCGAACAGGGCCAUCUCUCAGUGAGCGACCCACUUCAGAUAGUGUGGCUCGAAUUCCUGAAAGAACUUUAUAUAGGCAGAGUUUGCCUCCCUUAGCCAAACUGAGGCCUCAGAUUGACAAAUCCAUCAAAAGAAGAGAACCUAAAAGGAAAUCAUUAACAUUUACAGGAGGUGCCAAAGGAUUAAUGGACAUUUUCGGGAAAGGUAAAGAAACUGAAUUUAAGCAAAAGGUGCUGAAUAACUGCAAAACAACAGCAGAUGAGUUAAAGAAGCUGAUCCAUUUGCAGACAGAAAAGCUUCAAUCCAUUGAGAAAGAGCUAGAAUCAAGUGAAAUAGAAAUACGAUUUUGGGAGAAAAAAUAUAACUCUAACCUUGAAGAGGAAAUUGUCCGCCUGGAGCAAAAGAUCAAAAGAAAUGAUGUAGAAAUUGAAGAGGAAGAAUUUUGGGAAAAUGAAUUGCAGAUUGAACAGGAAAAUGAAAAACAGCUGAAGGAUCAACUUCAAGAAAUAAGACAGAAAAUAACAGAAUGUGAGAGCAAAUUAAAGGACUAUUUGGCUCAGAUCCAGACAAUGGAAAGUGGUCUCGAAGCAGAAAAAUUGCAACGGGAAGUUCAGGAGGCACAAGUCAAUGAAGAAGAGGUUAAAGGAAAGAUUGGUAAAGUCAAAGGGGAAAUUGACAUUCAAGGCCAGCAGAGUCUGAGGCUGGAAAAUGGCAUCAAAGCUGUGGAAAGAUCUCUUGGACAAGCCACCAAACGAUUACAGGACAAAGAACAAGAACUGGAGCAGUUGACUAAAGAGCUGCGGCAAGUCAAUCUCCAGCAGUUCAUCCAGCAGACGGGGACAAAGGUUACUGUUUUGCCAGCAGAGCCCAUUGAAGUAGAGGCCUCACAUGCAGACAUAGAAAGGGAGGCACCAUUCCAGUCUGGGUCCCUGAAGCGGCCUGGUUCAUCUCGGCAGCUCCCCAGUAAUCUUCGUAUUCUACAGAAUCCUAUCUCAUCUGGAUUUAAUCCUGAAGGCAUAUAUGUAUAACAUUAUCUGUGUUUAGGGGAGAGACCCACUAAAGGUACCAAGGACAGUAAAAAUUCCUUCUUUGAUUUGUGCCAAUGAUGAACAGAGGAUAUAUUUCAUAGCCACCGUAUCUUUUUUCUGUCCUAAAUUGCAUACCACUUGGAGCCAUACCCUGUGCACUGAGGCUAAAGAACAAAGAAACUGUGUUUUCACACAUCAACAGUGUUGACCUUUUUGUCCAGCAGCUGUAAUGCAAAGCCUUCAUUUUUAUGUGUAGCAUUUUGAAAGCAUUAGGGAAGUAUUAUACUGUGUGUAUACAUAAAUAAAACCGUGACUUCAGGGUGAGGAGAAAUAUGUGACUGGCUUAGUUUAAUUUAUUCCACGUAAUCGAUUAAUGUGUGAAUGUUGAUGUUUUAAUAGUUUUUAUUAAUACUUAUCCUGUGACUGAAUUACAUUACAUACUGUGUGAUUAUGACUUUGUGUGCAUGUUGCCAGACUCCAUCUGUACGUUGCUGAUUUACUACACAAGUGUCAUAGGGUGCUCCGCCAUCGAAAUUGACUCCAGAAGAACCCACUUGCGUUUAUUUUGUGAACGUGUCCUAGCCAUUGCUUAAUUAGGUGAAAUGAUUCAGGUUUUCUUUUUAAUCUGGAGUUGAAUCUUUUCUUUACAAUAUUUCCAGUAUACCAAUGGCCACAUACCAGAACAGAAAUAUUUUCAUGAGGUAAAUUGUAUGUUUAAAAGAUAUGCAGUGCUUCAGACACUGUUGAACAAAAAUGUCAUUCUUGAAGAUCUAUUCAAAUAGGCAUGGGUUUCCUGAUACAUUAGGUAUUUUGUUUCUGCCCUUACUUAUCAUUUUAAUCUCAUGGAUCCUCAGAGUUUCCAUAAUACAUAAGUUAGAGAUAUCUGAGGACCAGGUUGGUGUACUUCAGGAAGGUUACUUUAAGUGAUAUAUUUUUAAAAUAACCCACUUCAUAUGUAUAGUCUAUUGGUAUUGCUUGCACAUAAUUUACUCUGUACAUUCUGGACUAUUGCAAUUUCUCCAGUCACUUAGAUGGAGAGAAAGUAUAUUGGAGUUCAUUACUUUUUACCAAGGAAAUAAAUUCAAUGUUUGUUUUCAUUUUUGAGCUUGACUUUUACAGGACAUUAAUCUCCAUUUGUACAUAUAUUUUAUUAUUUAUAAAACAAAAAAUGAGUCAACACCCCUCCUAGUGAGUAGUGACUUAACUAAGAUUCACAAGUAAUAUCUAGGUGGAUGUGGUCAAAUACCUCUUAGCCAUUUUUACAUUCCCUCUGAUCAAAAUUUGGUACAAUAUAAUUAAGACUUUAAUCUGAAAUUUAAAGUAGUUUUUAAUUCUGAGGAAAAUACAUUCUUUGUAUUAUUUACAUGCAACAAAGUAAAAGUGGAUUUAGUAUAUUAAUGCCAUGGUAACAAUAAAAAGAUGUAAGUUGUAUCUUAUGCAUGAGGGCAACUUUGGAUGUUUUAACACAUUUGACUUAUUUUUGGUUUAAUGAAUGCUGAGAAUGCUGCUAUGUUUAGGUUUCCAAUGAAAAAUUGUAAGAAUGGCUAUGAAAAUAUGUAGAAGCUUCUAGAAUACUGAAAGUAAUAAUGCAGAGUUGCCUUUUCUAGUCCAGCUAAAUGGCAGACCUCAACUAAAGAUAUUUUAUUCUUUGGGUUUUUGGAGUUAUCGAGUUGACCUUGCCAUUAUACUAUUUUGCAGAUAACUUGAGAAAUAAAUGAGUCUUACCUAAAUAGCCACAAUCUAUACACAUUUGCUCUCAAUUUAUAAUGGUUAUUUCAUAUCUACAUCUAUUUAAAAAUUAGUAGAAAAAAAUCAAAAUAAUUUGUAGAUUUUGUGACAAUAAUGAUUUAUGUAUGCCCAGUAUAUGCCUUAUUUUUAAAGGGUUCCAUCCUAUACUAAGAGUCAUUUUGUUAUUGUUCAGAGAAAUUGAGAUCUUAUUCACAAAGAAAAACAUUUUUAUAAAUUGAUUACAUUCUAUUUAAAUCAAAAUGUUAAACUGAAGAUAUAUUAAACUUCGCAAUUUUUAAUUGCAAUGAUACCUUUGCAAGCCAUGAAAAACACAAAGUCAAUAUCCAACUUAAUUGUUGUAAAUUAUUAUCAGCAUUAACCUAAUAACUUUAAAGAAAGACUGGCAGCAUUCUGACAAUUUCAUUUGAAUUUUCCAGCUGCCAGAUAAUUUUCACAGACCUAAUUACAGAUAUAGAUACUAUUUCCUAGAUGAGAAGAAUAUAUAAAUGUGAAUUUGAUGAAUACAUUGAGCAGCUGUACUUUUUAAUCAGUUAUAUUCCUUUUGGAAGUAUAUCUCUAAGAAAUAUUUUCUAAGUCUUUUUUUAAAAUAGAGGAAAGAAAACACAUUUCCCUAGAACAUCUUAAGAAUAUUUUAGUCUAUUCCUAAUCAUUUUUAUCAAUUGUGAAUACAAAUGAGUUAAAUGAAGUGCCACAUCUUUGGAUACAUUUCAGAGCGGGGAGCAGGCAAUGGUAUACAAAAAUACCAAAUGUAAAAUUUUGCAUCUGGGGGAGUAUUCAGGUUCUAAAUACUAAAUUAGAUUACAAAUUUUUUUAUUACUAUACUGCAAGUUGUUUUAUUGUGAUUUUCUACAAGUAUUAAAUACAUUAGAAGAUAAAUUUUUUUUCUUACCAAGAAAUAAUUUGAAAUAGCAUUGCUCUAUUUGACCAUUUUGAGUGUUUAUCAUCCUCAGAGAAUGAUCCAUAGUGGGUUGCCUCAGUCCUUUUGUUCUUAUGAGGUAUUUUGGUUGUUAGCAUUUUUUCGUCCUGAUGCACGGGGAAUUUAUUUGUGAGACUUCGGCUGGUAUUCACAGGAGUUACUCAUUUAAUUCCCUCAGCCAUCACUGAACCAAUCAUCAUUUCCCAUAGUUUAAAUUAAUUGUAAACUAGAGCUAAAACAAGACUAAUACCAUAAAAAUAUAGAAUUUAUGGUGAGAAGUGUGAAUUUUAACAGUGUUUAAGAAUAACAAAUAAGCUCUUGCUUCCAGAGCAAAUUUUGUACCUGCAUUAAAAGAAAAUGUUCUUUGUGAAUAAGGGCAAAACGGUCUUUAGAAAAAAGAAACUUCAUUUAAAGCCAUUUCUGUGAACAUCUUUCCAAGUUAGAACUAUAAGAAUGGAUUGAGGAAAUAAUAUGGAAAAGGCAAACACUCUUGAUUUCAGGUGUGCAAAGGGCAUGGGCAGAUGGGCAGUUCCCUGUGUGCAUUGCCUUUGAAAAACUGGGCCUUAAUUUAUAUGUAAAUAACAGUGCUGUGUUCACAUCCCUCUUCUACCUAAAGUUGUCUUUAUUAGUCUACAUUGUAUUAAAAUUUAGCUCAUAAGUAUUACUUUUAUAUUAUGUCAAUUUUUUUAAGUUGCAUGUUUAUGCUAUUUGCUACAGUAUUUUUAAGUUUUGGGUGAAGGCCAUCAGCUGUAUGGAGAAGACAAAACAAUCACUAUUUAUUCAGUAUUGCUGCUUUACUUUUCCAGAAUAAGCUUUCGAUGCCAGGACAGUGACUGCUUGAAAGCUGCAGGAGCUCUAUUCCAAUGCAUUUUAUAUAUUUUUAGAAACCAAAUAAAUGCAGAUAACUAUUUAGUAUACUAAUUAUAUUAAACCAGCAGAAAUAUAAAGGCAAUAAAGUAUAUACAUAUAUAUAUAUGGGGGGAAGGGAAAGAUUAAAAAAUAGGUUUACAGCCAGACAUGGUGACAGCCCUAAAUGUAUUUCUCAAUCUGUCUUUCUUUAUUGACCCAAGGAGGAUUUGAGUUGCUGCAGCUUUAAACAGAAAAUUGCCACGUUCACUAAUUGUGGGCACAUAAAUAUGCUUUUAGUACUGCUUUGCUUAUGUACAAAUAAAAUAUCUGUAAUCUGUAUUAUAUGUAAUUAUUCUUUUCUUUUGACUUUCAUUUCAAAAUGUAUAUUUUCUGAUUAUUAUCAUGAGUUGUAAAACAAAGGUAUCUGAUAUUAUCCCAAAUAAUAAAUUUUCAGGAUUCAUUGGGGCAUUACAAA